This is a messenger RNA of Stylophora pistillata, 3590 nucleotides long. RefSeq names its product complement component receptor 1-like protein. The record is from RefSeq and is a predicted model, not a curated record. NCBI's taxonomy places the organism in Eukaryota, Metazoa, Cnidaria, Anthozoa, Scleractinia, Pocilloporidae.
CGACACGGGCUUGAAGUUUUGAUGGCGGAAAUUGUUCAAGGCGGAUACUAGAGUGCAGAAAAUCUGUGGAAGUUCCUUCUGUGAUUUACUUUUCUAACUACAGUCACAACAUACAUACGACGACUUAAACAACUUAGUUUUUUCUCUUUCAUUUGACGCCGUAUCGCGCGGGAUUUUUUCAGCAAAGAACAGAUUCCUCUAUUCUUGCUUCACUGCUUGCCUCGUUCGGAGAGACGAUUUAUUGACACCCACAAUUUCAGUUUGCAACUAAAACCUUUUGACUUUUUCUGACGCUACAGAUCAAAGGAAAAAUUUUAUUGACCAAUUACGUAUACUUUGUGCGGUUGAUUUCUUCAAAAUGACGAUGUAUCGGGUCAUCAAAGUUUCGUUAAAGCUCAUUUUUGUGAUGGCGAGUAUGGUCGUGAUGUCUUCCGCUAAUUGUAGUGAUCCUGGUAUUCCUCAUCAUGGUAGUAGAACUGUAUGGCCUUCUGGUAGAUUUUCUGAUGGAACCAUCAUUAUUUUCUCAUGUAAUUCUUUUUAUAAUCUCACUGGGGCAAAAAAGAUUUUGUGCAGUAAAGGACGUUGGAGUGGGAAAAGACCCACAUGUCAACCACCAGGUUGUCCGUUGCCAACACCUAAUUUUCCCAAUGCACAUCUGAAAUAUCAAUCACUGCAAAACACCAAAGGGAGUUAUGUGGAGUAUGCCUGUAAUAUAGGCUACACAUCUAACGGAAGACCUACAAAGAUCCUGUGUGACAAGGACCAUGAGUCGCUAGGGUACUUCUGGAAUGGUAACAUCACCUGUGAAAAAAUAAGAUGUGGUCGUCCUCCAAGGAUUGCUCACGGCAAUGUCACCACUGGUCCUCACUCAGAUGGCGCCAGAACAAUGGCAACAUAUUAUUGUUUUUCUGGCUAUAAGUUGCUAGACUAUAACAGAAAGCAACAGCCAAUAUUUAGAAUGUCAUGUGUGGAUGGUUCAGGAGGAGGAGUCUGGCAAACACAAUAUCUACCUAAAUGCGUAAAAACCUGCCCCACAUCAGAUGUUACAAUUGACCAUGGUGAAGUCAAAAGUAACCCGUUUUACGAGGGCUCAUACAAUUUCACAGAAAAUAUGACUGCAAUUUUUGUUUGUGAAGAUCAUUAUAAGCUUGAAGGUAAUCAAAAGCCAAAAUGUAUGGAAUCUGGACUUUGGUCUGCCAAGGCGCCUCGCUGUGUUUUAAACGUCUGUGAACGUCUUGAAAAUAUAACAAAUGGCGGGAUCACAUUUAAUAAUAGCAAAGCCAGAGCGACAAAGGCUCCUAUUUGGACAGAAGCCAGUUACAAAUGCCACGUUAUGUAUAGACUUAUUGGUAAUAGUACACGGCAGUGUCGACCUGGAGGCCACUGGAGUGGACAAAGUAACCCAUUCUGUGAAGAAUCUAAGCUGACGUGCCAGAGAUUGGAUCUUGCCAACGGUGGAUAUAAACCCGCUAUUGACGAGUAUCGCCUUAAUCAACAAAUUACACCAUCUUGUAAUCGCGGCUAUUUGCUGUGGGGGCCGCCGAGUCUAACUUGCAAGGAUUACAGUGACGAUGCAGCAGACUGGCUGUAUCUAGGCUGUGUCAAGACUAACGGUAAUCGUGAACUUUAUUGUGACAACACCAAGUUUCCAGAGUGUGUAACGCUAGAAGAAUUCGAGGAGAAUUGCCAAAAGGUGGGUGGUCAUGCAACGGAUGUCUCGAAGAAAGGCAAACAAUCUAUGAGCUGUGAGAUGUCAGCAUUGGAAGAAGUGCCUGAUGUGCCCGACGAGUCUCAACAGCCAAAUAGGGAAUUGGAUAAGAUGACAAUUGUAAUCGCAAGUACAGGCUCAACCUUGGGUGCUUUGGUCGUUUUAUUAGCAGCCCUAUAUUGCUUUCGACAACGAAUCCGAAGAAUCCGGCGCCCUUCGUACAGGAGUCGACGAUACAGCGACGAUGAUAGGAUCGCGUUCAUUGCAUACGCGGGAGACGUGCAUUUUAUUUUGCCAUCGUAUGACGAGGCUAUUAGUCAAGUGGAGCGCUCUCCCCCUUCGUUCGAAUCAGUUGUAGAAGGUACUCAAGGUAGUGCCAAUCGAUCUACAACAGACAGUAAUGGCAAUCAGAAUACCAACCAGUCUGGUAACACAGACUCAAAUCAUACGGCUGCAAAUACAAACCGCGCUACCGAAGAUGAUGACUUAAGAACUGACCAAGAACUAGCCCAAGGACAGUCGAUCCGUAUAGUUAGUAAUCCACUAGCAAACAACGGGCGCGAUACGAUUUGUAGUUCAACAACUCAAAACGCUGAUCACGCAUCCAGUAGCGAAAGCGAAAGAAGAGUUGGGUUCUCCGACGAACAUACAUGUUUAAACGCCUGCGGUAAAGAGUCGUCGCCGAAUCGUCCGUCCGAAGAUAUCUCGAGUUCCUCCUCGGAGGAAGACCUCACAUCCAACCAAACGCAGCCGUUGCUCUCGAACAGUCGAAUGGGUGUUAGGAUGUGAUCGAUAUCUCGGAUUUGAUGUAACGGAACUUAAAUGUGUUAAGCCUAUAUUCAGUGUCGGCUACUGGUAAAUUGCUGAUUCCAAAAAAUGAUCGGUAGAUAGAAAAAGAGAAAAAAAAAGAGCAUCAGAUGCCAAAUUUCGUGACAGGGGUCUUCUGGUUUGAGAAAUAGCGUUCAAACGAUGAGAUUCGAAGGGUAAUAAUUACUUUUGUGUAAUAAUUUUUGCUUCAAUUUUUUUUUUUUGAGGGGGGGGGGUUAUUUCUCAUCUUUAUUUUUAUAUUUAUUGCUAUUUCGAUUUACAGUAUCUGUUUCUUAGAAUGGGCAGGGGAUUAAAAUGAAGCUUGGUUUAACCAAAUGAGAGAGAGAACAGCAUCAAUACGUUUUUCUUUCCGUGUUUCUUUGCUUUUUUAUGUUCAUCAUCCCCCCCCCCCAACUUUUGAUUGUUACAGCCAUCCCUGAAUACAGUCCCAACGAAAGAAAACAAAAUUACAUAGUUACUUUCUCAUAAAAUAAGAUAUUUUUUGAUGAAACGAUUACUGUUUUGCCUAAACUUAUAUUUUGAGUCCUCGACUUAUGUACCUACAUGUAUAUGCUCGUUAGAUAUCUAAUGCCCGUGUCUUGUGAUUGUUCUCUUUUGCUUGUAAAGCAAACUUUGGAAAUCCUUGAAUUACUUCAGUUUUUACCAAGCAUGUAUGGUUCUUACGGUGUAUUUUCAAGUAUAUCACGCAGAGGUAGCAGGUUAGGACAGUCGAUUAAAACUGAAUGCGGAAAUAAAAACUGUGCUGACAUUGUAAUUGGAGAUCCAGUGAACCAUUUUUUUUUCUUUGUCUUUUUUGACUGAAUGAAUGCAUGGAAACUAUGAUUGAUAUGCUCUUACAUAGUCAGUCACAUGCUACAAACCCAGCAAAAACAUACAAGAAAGAAAUGUGAGGGGUUUCCUAACCAGUUACUUCUGCCUCUUUAAUGUUUUUACACUUUCUUAAAAGAGAGUAGCCAAAUAGUGUAAAGGUUAGCCAUAUUAUAGAAAAAUUCACUGCCUGACUCGUGAAUUCCACGUUAAAUUUCGUGCGAAAAACCAAUAUCGCACGAAUCGC